Didymosphaeria variabile is the source of this 1089-nucleotide messenger RNA. RefSeq lists its product as uncharacterized. The record is from RefSeq and is a predicted model, not a curated record. NCBI's taxonomy places the organism in Eukaryota, Fungi, Ascomycota, Dothideomycetes, Pleosporales, Didymosphaeriaceae. Bases 1 to 1089 code for a protein of 362 amino acids. The transcript is spliced from 2 exons.
AUGGGCACUGUCAUCUUCUCAGCUUACGCGAAUGAGCAGCGCGAUCUGAGAUGGGUGUCUGUCUCGUUGUCUGCAGUAGCGCUGGUGCUGCUCACGAUGCGUAUGACGACCACAUGGAAGAAUCGUGGGUGGUUUGGUCUUGAAGACGCGUUUGUUAUCGCUUCUACUUGGCACUUGGACGAGAAGGACUCACCCAUACAACGAGAAGGAUUCACCCAAUUGACAGAGACCCUGCAGUACUUCUAUCUAACAGUAGUCUUCUACACCCUCACAAACGGCAUGAACAAAUUCGCCUUCCUCAUGCUCUACCACCGCGUCUUCCCCAUUUCCGGCUUCCGCAAAAUAAUCUACGUCAUGAUGGCCAUCAGCGGCCUCUGGACAGUCGCCUACCUCUUCGUCGGCAUCUUCCAGUGCAAUCCCGUCGCACGCGUCUACGACCGCACAAUCCCAGGUACAUGCAUAAACUUCGCGUGGCAUCGGUACGUCCCUUCCCCUUUGAAGAAAGGAUUAGUCCAAUUAGUGAUUGACAGCUGGACGAACGCCAUCUCCAACCUCCUCACCGACCUCAUCAUCUUCUUCCUCCCCAUGCCGCUCAUCCUCAAACUAAACAUGUCCCUCGGCAACCGCAUCGGCCUCGUCAUCCUCUUCAGCAUCGGCUUCUUCAUCUGCCUCAUCACCACCCUGCGCAUGGCGACCCUCCCGCAGACGCUCAAGCUCAAAGAACCAACGUGGGAGUCCGCGCCGACAAAUCUCUGGUCGUUCAUCGAGGCGGCUGUGGGUGUCAUUUGCGCGUGCUUGAUUAGUCUGCGGCGCACGAUUUCGAGGUUUUGGCCGCAGAAGUGGCGGAGUAAUAAGGGUACGAGCGCGGGGUAUUAUGCGCCGUAUGGAGGGGGGAGUACAGGUGGGAAGGUGUCGAGGGGGACGUUUGGGAGGGGACAGGCGGGGAGUUUUCAUAUGGAGGCGCUGAAGAGUGCGAGGAAGGAGGCGAAGGGGGACGCGGUGGUUACGUUGGUUAGUCGGAGUGAGUCGCAGGAGAGAAUAUUCGAGGGGAUCACGGUGACGAAGGAUAUCCAGGUGACGAGGGAUUAA